UUGUAGGAGUGUCUUCCCCUAUCCCAUUAUUCUCUGGGGCUUAUAAAGUCUCCCAGUUCACCACGCAGACGCAGUCACUGCUCCAGUGAUAUCUCUCUCUUUCUCUCUCUGACUCUUGUCUCUCUGUCUCUCUCAACUCGCCGACUUUCCAUCCCAAAGCGCCACAACGCCAGGCUCCACGACUCUAACCAUGACUUGCUACCUGCCGAGUCUGCUCCUCGUGGUGUUGCUGUUCGUGAGCGGAGGGCACAGCCUCAAUUGCUACUCGUGCAUCAUGAACACCAACAAUACGGCGUGCAACGUGGGCGGCCCCACCACGUGUCCCCUCGCAUCGCAGGACACCUGCGCGACAAUUCUAUUCUACCAGGGCUCCUUCUACAUCGUCACCAAGCAGUGCGUGAGCAAGGCCAUUUGCGAUGCCGCCAAAGAAUUCGAAGGCAUCACCGCCAACGAAGCCAAGCUGAGCACCACGUGCUGCCAGAGCGACGGCUGCAACGUCAACGCCGCCCCUCGCCCGGUGGGCGCAGCUCACGUGACCCUGGCCCUGCUGGGCGUGGCCAUCAGCGUCGUGGUCAGCAGGGCUCUGGUGUAGGUCGUGACGUCACAGCCGCACCCCCCACCCCACGUGCCUGGGUUCGGUCCAAUCACUUUUCUCCUUCCAUUCGGUUGUCUUACGACGCUUCCACCAGUGGAGCUGUGCAACGUUUAAAUCGUCUAGAUUAUUGCGUUACUCUGCUAAAAAAGUUCAACGUGCGUAUGCACAUACAUAGAUACAAGUGCACUCGUCACGCAAAGACUAAUAGACUCAUCACAUAGAGACCCAUAGACUCAUCACACAGGGACCCAUAUACUCAUCACACAGAGACCCAUAGACUCAAUACACAGUUACCCAAGUGGGGAAUGAUAUACCAUCACUUAUAUAGAGCUAGACAGUGGAUCCUGUAUGGCAGAAGAUAAUGGAAAGGUCUUUAACCUGGACUGGGAACGGGUCAUGUAGGGUGUUCAGAGAGUGUGCGGAUGAUUGGGGGGUGAAAGGAAUUCCUAUACUCAAGGUUGGGGUGGUGGGUGGGGUUGCAGAUUUGUGUGACCCUUACCAAUGGCAUAUACAAGGUAUUGCUCGAUUUACCGAAUGGGAUGCAUUUCUCGAACAACAAAAAAGACAGACUAACGAGUAUAAAACUAAAUUUGUAAUUCGCAACGGCUUUACCCAUUUGGUUUAAUACUAAAAUUUGGGGGAUGUGUAUCGGACAGUCAUUCCAACUCGGGAAAAAAAAUAGCAAUACAUUUUUGCCACUUUUUAGGAUGCAAAAAAAGUGUAAUAACAUUAUUUUAAAAAACGUGAAUAUUACAACAAUUUAAUAAUAAUACAUUUGAAAGAACUAUUAAUAAAACAAAUUGCUGCAUGUUGGAAUGACCGGAGAGGGUGAGAGCUACCCCAGGUCAGUAGUGGGGCAUUACACCUGGUUAAAAUAUUAAAUAAAUGGUUUCGUUUUACUCGAAAAAUCAAAACACCGUCUGUCAUUUCUCAAUCGCGUUCACGCGAAACUUCGUAAACCGAAACGUUCGUGAUUCGAGGGAUAUCACCUGUACCUGAUUACAAUGCUUAUACCUCUCGUUCUAUGAUCUCUUACUCAACACACAAUUGUCAAACAAAAUGCAUGCAGUAUGUUGCUUGGAAGACGGGCGACUUCUAAUGGUUUUUACUUUUUAAAAUUAAAUUAAUCUUGCUCGAGUUGGUAACUUUGUGUGUUAUUUCACAGUGAUGUGUGACGAAAGUUCGCCAAUGACGCCCGUUUCAACCACUCGUGGAAAUCAGUCAGAAUCAGAUUAUUUAUUUAGUAUGGAGGAGGAAAUUUGAUGAGCUUUAAAUUUGUUUUUCACAGACGUCCAGUCGGGGCAUGGGGGUCAGAUCCUUACAACAACAAACACAAUACACACACGAUAUGAAUGCAAAGUAUAUGAAAGGUAUAUGAAAGGUAAACAAAUCGAAUGGUCGGACGAAGAGGCGAUACGAGUGCUGGCAUCCGUUCUGGAUGAUGAUGUGCUCGACUCUUACACCUCCCUUCUUGCGCAAGCAAGACCACGCUACAGGCAGCCUACGAGGCUUUGAGGGAAAUCUACUCACCUGCCGGGGGCGCCUUCAAACGGUUUCAGGCCCGCCAUUGGGGGGCUAGAGAGUUAAACUCUAGCCUACACGGGUGCACUGCUGGUGUUGGCAAGGAGAGCCUUUCCUCGCCUGGCCGACGAGGCACUCGAGAACCUCGUGGUCAAGCUCUUUGCUGCCUACGCUUGCCGUGCCGGCGUUGUUAUGCCGGUGGUGACGCCCGACGAGCUUACCUCACUGUAGGCCGCCCGGAUACUGCAGGCCCAUAAACAGGCCAUGAGUUGGGUGCGACCGGUGGGCCAGGUGGUGGGCACCGCGGGAGGGAGCAGUCGGCCAUUUACCGUGGCGCUACCAGGGCCAGCGACACAAACCGCCAUGCUUGAACCACUGCCCGCGUGCUCUCUACGCGGCAGCUCAGGACGGACCUCCAGUAGCUGAAUUCGGAGCCAUCACUGCGGGUGGCAUUUGGGCCGGGGGUGACGUCGAGACCCGGUGUUGACUUCGCCAAGGGAAGUGUCGACGAUGUUUAUUGGUGACACCAGUGGGUUGCCAGGGCCAAUGCCCCCGGUGCGGCAAUAGCACACCUGCUCACUGGCACGCUGCAGAGCCUUCUCGCGCACCGCCGCGCUUACGCAAAUGUGGCGGCGCAAGACGUGGCCUGCAAAGGGCAGGUGGGGCGGGUGGGCUGGGUGGGGCACCCACACCCUGCACCACGAUGGGGGGCCCACACCACAUGGGAGACCCACCCCACAUCAUAUGUGGGGCCCACCCCACAUCACAUGGGGGGCCCACCCCGCACCACAAUGGGGAGCCCACCCUGCACCACAAUCAGGGGUCCAUCCCGCACCAAAAUUGGGGGCCCACACCACACCACAUGGUGGGCUCCAACCCACAUCACAUGGGAGGCCCACCCCGCACCACAAUGAGGGGUCCAAGACGACGUUCUUCGUGGCCAACGGAGGGAGUAUGGGCUUCCUGGGCCAGGUUGAGGCCCCUAUACAAAUUGGGCAGUUGUCGGUUUCAGGACCCAUUAUUGUCUCCACAACGCUUCCCGUGCCCCGCCUGUUGGCGACGGACUUUUUGAGGCAAAUGCCGAUGAAAAUCGAUCUGGACAAUGGUCGGAUGGAAGUCCAGGGAACGCAUCUCCAUUUCCUGAAGGUGUAAGGAGCUCGCCGGAGGGUACCGCACGCACAUGCAGCCUCUGGUCAGUGAGUCUGUCUCCAUUCCCACAGUAGCCCAGAUACUAAGACCGCUGCGAUAUCGGUCCCCCAUCGUGACGGUCCCAGCCGGACUCCCCCAUCCUGGUGUCUCCAGCGCAAGCCGCCACGGAUCGCCACACAAUGGUGCGGGCCGAGACGAUUGUGUCCAGGGGAAUCAGCAUCUGUUCAUUCAAGUCCUGAACACCUCGGACAGGGAAACCGACAAUGCGGGCGGGAACGGUUCUGGCCCAUGUCAGUCCCUUGUCAAUAGGAAUCCCUGGGACAUGGCCAGAGGUCGUGGGAAGCGUUGACAAGUCCGAGGACAGAGGGGACGACGCGUGGAUGGACCAGCUGGCGGAGCCAUGGCCAGAUUUGCAGCCCACUGGCUGCACUCAUUGGUCCGCAAGUUCUCCGACGUGUUCAACCGGGAACGCUGGAAAAAGGGCACAACCAGCAAGCGGUGCAGGAGAUGCUGCAGGCCGACAUCAUUUCCCCUUCGUCAAGUUCAUGGCAGGCUCCGGUGGUCCUAGUCAAAAAGUCAGGCGAGUCACUGAGAUUCUGUGUAGACUUCCACUGCCUCAGCACCGUUAUGCUUGCUGACUCAUAUAUCUCCUACCGUGUAUAGAUUAUGCACCUGACGCAUUGGCGGGAGAAAAAUUCUUCAGUACGCGGGAUUUAUUGUCUGGUAUAUUAGUCACGUAUACCAUUGUAUGGGCCUUCAGAUUGCAUCGGCAAUCUUUCAGUUCAAAAUUUAGUUGACCUUAGCAGUCCUAAAAUGGUUUACAUGCCUACAAUACAUGGACAAUGUCAAUGUAUUCAUCCGGUUCUUCGCCGAAUACAUUGGCUCUAUGUGAUGAGUAUAUGGAUCUCUGCGUUGUGUGUCUAUGGGUAUC
Messenger RNA from Lethenteron reissneri (Far Eastern brook lamprey), 4196 nucleotides. Its product is annotated as lymphocyte antigen 6E-like. Lineage: Eukaryota; Metazoa; Chordata; Hyperoartia; Petromyzontiformes; Petromyzontidae. The record is from RefSeq and is a predicted model, not a curated record.